Wallemia ichthyophaga EXF-994 is the source of this 918-nucleotide messenger RNA. Its product is annotated as Putative enoyl reductase. Gene Ontology annotation, biological process: very long-chain fatty acid biosynthetic process. The transcript has 3 exons. NCBI's taxonomy places the organism in Eukaryota, Fungi, Basidiomycota, Wallemiomycetes, Wallemiales, Wallemiaceae. Gene Ontology annotation, molecular function: oxidoreductase activity, acting on the CH-CH group of donors; protein binding. The coding region runs from base 1 to 918 and encodes 305 amino acids. The record is from RefSeq and is a predicted model, not a curated record.
AUGAAGCUAACAAUCCUAUCAACUACUUCAAAACCUUCUAAUAUCUUCCCUUUGAAUGUUGACUUAUCCGAUGGCUCUACUUUGCUUUCCCUUAAACUGAAAAUUCAUAAGAGUGUACCCAACUUUUCACCUUCAAGACAAAGGCUUUCAAAUGUAAAUAAGGAACCUUUAAAGGAUGAUUCUGCUUCUCUUUCCCAUCUUAACAUCCACAACGGUGAUAUCCUCUAUAUCAAAGACUUGGGCCCACAAGUUAGCUGGACUACUGUCUUCUUGGUUGAAUACGCUGGCCCUCUACUCAUACACCCUUUCUUCUACCACCUUAGCACUCUCAUCUACAGAAAACACUUUACUCAUUCAAACAUGCAAGCUCUAGCUUAUACCCUCAUCCUUAUUCACUUCUUCAAAAGGGAAUUUGAAACAAUCUUCAUACACAGAUUCUCUAACUCCACUAUGCCCUUCUUAAAUAUCUUCAGAAACUCUGCUCAUUACCACUUACUCUCUGGUCUUCUCAUUGCCAUCGCUAUUUAUGGUCCUUGGUACUCUUUGGAAGCCCUAAAACACUCUCACAGAUCAAAUCCUUCUUAUCUCGCUGCUUGGUCUGCUUUCUGGCUCUUCUGUCAAAUCUCUAACCUCAUCACUCACCUUAAACUUCGCAAUUUAAGACCACCAGGUACCAAAGAGCGCAACAUUCCAACUGGCUAUGGCUUUGAUUUGGUUUCUUGUGCCAAUUACUUUUUUGAAAUUGGUUCUUGGGUCGCUAUCUUAGGUAUCACUGGUUCUUGGGCAGUCGCUAUCUUCUUACUUGUGAGCGCUUUCACUAUGGCCAAAUGGGCAAAGAAGAAAGAUGCAUUGUACAGAAAGCAAUUCGGUGACAAGUACCCAAAGAAUCGUCGUAUCUUGAUUCCUUACAUUUGGUAA